CUUGAAUUUGCGUCAUGGCGAAGAUGUCGCUGAAUCCAGAGGCCAACGACCUGUAGCAAGAAAGUAGACGUUUAUAUAUCCAUGUCCACACAUUUCCUAAUCACUCAAGUGUCACUUUGAUCGUUGAGGUCACAACACUGAGGACAGGCAAGAUGUACGAGACACCUAUAAGCCUGCAGAAUUGCUGCGUCGAUUUUAUCUGUGAUAAUCUGACAGCUUUGUGUGAUGUCCAGACCAGUCUUGAUACGAAUCAGACAAAGUACUCAUUCAAGGAUGCAGAUGCCUAUUUCCAUAGCAACUUGUCUGAGCAGCUGAUGGCUUCACUAUGUGACAAGGGACGCCUGAAUGACGAAACCCUGGCUCUGUUUGACCCGAAUGUCACAACAUUGAGGCGCGUUAGCAUCAAAGAUGCACAAGUGACUACAAAAGGUUUACGAGUGUUCAAAUCACAUCGAAUCUCAGAACUGGAGAUAACUGGUCUAAAAAGUGUAACUGUGAAUGACAUCUUCAGCUGCUUGGGUGAAUGGACGCUUUCAAAUCUACGGGUACUUAAUGUCAGCAACUCGACCUUUCUAAACAGUGCAAAGUUUUGUGUUGUUGUUUCAUUAUCAAAACUGAGAAAUCUUCAAAGUUUAAACGUCAGUCAUACAGAGUUCAAUAAGCACGGACUUGAGAUUAUAGCAGAGGAUUUGCCUGGUCUUGAGAGUAUCGACAUCUCGGGGACGGCAAUUAAUGACGUCUCCCCACUCCGGAAGUGCAAGGACCGCCUUAAGUCACUGUCUAUGUACAAUCUACAGGUGACGAACACGGAGGACCUGGUGACGGUGUUGUGUGAGCUAACGCAGCUCAUGCAUCUGGACAUCUCCAGCGACAGCUCACAGUCUUUCAUCAGUAUUUAUCCGCCCAAGUUUCAGAUUACCUCCCUUCUUGAGAGGACCUUGAGUCACCCCAACUUGACGUCGCUGGACAUCUCCGGGCGGGAUGAUGUUGGUGAAGACCUACUCAAGAAGUACUUGAGUCAUCACCAACGACUUCGUUUCCUUGGCCUGGCUCUCAUCAAGGCCUGUCAAUACUCCAUGUUCAUCGACGAAUGCCCCGAAUAUCGAGAUGACAUUGUGGUGACAGGCGAGGCUAACGAGAAGCAGAUCGUGGAGGCCCUGCGGAGGUACUCUGUGCGAGCCGUCUAUGUACAGAGAGCCCUGUUCAAACUCUUCAGUUUCUCCCAGACCUGGCUUGAACCCCGGAAAGACAUAAUCAAGGUUGUACUGCCGUCGAUGAAGAGCCACCCGAAACAGCUCGGUGUCCAGAUGGCCGCCACAGCGUGUCUGUACAACCUCACCAAGUCGGAACUCGGCUCCAAGCUCCAUCCGGGCUGCCUCAAGUGUGUGGUUGAUCUCACGCUUACGGCCAUGGAGAACUUCCCUAAUCAUCAACAGCUUCAGAAGAAUGCCCUCCUGACUCUUUGCAGCGAUCGCAUCCUUCAAGACGUGAACUUUGACCGAUUCCGAUGUGCCCGGCUUGUCAUGGAGUGCUUGUGUUCAUUUGAAGACCCAUCCAUGAACCGGAUGUCUGUGGCAAUCUGCUCUAUACUGGCAGCCAAGAUAUCAACAGAGCAGACAUCUGUCCUGGGUGCCAAAUCACGCUACAUGAAAAAGUUGUUGUCGCUGGUGAAGCAACGGAUGGAGUCGGUGCAGAUCGACAUCACCCUCAAGUUCACUCUCAGCGCUCUUUGGAACCUCACAGAUGAGUCUGCACCCACCUGUCACGUGUUCCUCAACGAGAGCGGUCUGGAGUUGUUCAUGAAGAUGCUGCAGACGCUGAAUGACACGCUUGACCUGGAGAACGAGAGCAGGGUCCAAGUGGAGACCAAAAUACUCGGGCUACUGAACAACAUUGCCGAGGUGAAGAACCUGCGACAGUCCCUGAUGAGAGAGGACUUCAUCAUGCUGGUCAAACGGUUGCUGCACACCGAGUUUAUUGAUGUGAGUUACUUUGCGGCGGGGAUCGUAGCUCACCUGGCUAGUGAUGGGGAGGAGUCCUGGCUGCUGGCCGGCACCCCUCGGGAGGAUAUCCUGGAGGACCUGGCUGCAGUUGUUCGGAGAUGGCAGCAGCCGCAGAGUGAAAUGGUGGCCUACAGGUCAUUUAACCCUUUCUUCCCACUGCUGGACUGUCAUGAUGCCCCCUCAGUGCAGCUCUGGGCCGUAUGGGCCAUCAACCAUGUCUGUACCAAGAAUGGCAAGCGGUACUGCCCCCUGUUGAAGGAAGAAGGAGGCGUGGAGAAGAUUCACCAGCUGGUGGUCGCCAGCACGGAUCUCAAUGUAGUUGGUAUAUCAAAAACAAUCCUCAGCCUGCUGCAAGAACACGUGAAAAGUGUGUAGACCGUGCCUCCACCCUGAUUCAUGGCCAGACAGGACCUCCUCCGGGAUGGGCUCUGCUAGGUUAGGCGAGGAAUUUCAGUGCAAUCAACAAAGUGAGGUGUUCAGGGAUUUGAAUUGACAUGAACAUGCUGACCAAUUGUUAGAAAUUCUACAGGGGCAAAUGUGCCAGACACAGAAAGUUGUUGUAAAAGUUGGUAUUUGUAUUUUGGGUGUAUCGGUAUAAAUCUCCUCAUUGUCAGCAGGUUGUCAUGGUGUGGUUGGGGAUUGCACCAGCAUGCCUGGACGACAUGUCACUGGGAGUGGAAAAACUUUCAUGUAGCUGCUUCUACAUGGGUUACAAAUCAGUGCCAAGUUGUAUUAGAAAUUGUCGACAGGUAUUAUGACCUGGAAGAGUUUUGAAGAUGGCAGUCAUUCAAGAUGGCUGAGAUGCGUCGUGGACGGCACUACAUCGAUUCCUGUCUGUGGAAGAUACUGCUGCUGUGUGACCUGCGUCCUGGUGAUGGAAACAAGCCACUACAAUGUGUAGUUAAACUGACACGUGACACUGAUGUGAUUUAUGGACUUCUGUAGUUUGUAUUCCAACUGACAUAAUCAACCCUGUACAUGAACUUGACAUAGUUAUACGCAGUACUCUAUUUAUUGUUUCCUGGCUGUAAGAUUUUCAACUGUAAGAUAUGUGGAGCUGUCACUAUUUUAUUACUGAACAUAACUCUGAGAUGUACACUGGUGCCCAGUCUUGCAGAAAGGGAGACAACUGUAUUAGACUGUUUGACCAACGCCGACAUUUCUUUAGUGCUGUGAAGACUUGGACUUUCUUUCACUGCUUUUCGUGGUUGUUUUCUUGUUACAUGUUAGAUAUUAUUAAUUAUCUAUUUCAGUUACCAUGGUUACACACAACUUGUCAGGUUAAUGAAAGUUGAUCAAAGUUUUGUAGAGUGUGUUUUCUGUGCAUAUAUUGAAAAUAAUUUAAGUUUCUCAAUUUGAGAAAAUCCAGAGUUUCUUCACAUUGACGAUUUCAUGAUGGAACUAGGAAGAACCCUGAAAUGAUGAUAGUACACAUCUUCAUGGGAAAUAUUUCUAUUACGAGCACAAAGUUACGGUACUAUCAGUGAUGAUAGUACACAUCUUCAUGGGAAAUAUUUCUAUUACGAGCACAAAGUUACGGUACUAUCAGGGUAUGGUACUAUUAGAUUUGCCAUAUUGUGGUCCCAUAUGUUGUGGUGUUUGGUACAAGUUGGAGUGGUUUAUUGUAGUUUCAGUGUAAAUUCUCAUGAAGGGCUGUACCAGAUAUGUGAUAUUCGGAAAUAUAAGUCAAUGUCAAGUAAGAUGGUGGUAUUGUUGUUCACAGUCAGGUUGUCAUGUUAUCCCUUAACACUCAUACAUCCUUGUUCCUGAAACAAAGAGUAGGUUAAAUUGGACGAUAUCUUUAAAUUAAUAAACAGAAAUGCUUUAUCCGUGGAUUCAUUUGCUUGUAUUUAAACAACAAUUAUUACCUGUCAUGAUAUUUAGCUUCUCAUAAACACAUCUAUGUUACUAUGAUACUGAUUGGAUGUUCAAAAUGAGAAAUCAGACAUCUUUCUUGUUGUUAUUUCAGUGGUAUGUCAUGAUCACAUUCUUUCUCAUCGAAUAAUAAUGCUUGUUACCAUGGUUACAUAUCAGAAUAACUCCUCAUCAGUGAUGUAACGACUGUUAUCCCCCUGUUACAGUCCUUUGACUGGCUAGCCUGCUUCCCUCGGACUACACCGGCAGUGUGUCACAUGGCUCCCACGUCGUAUUACACAAGUUUCACAUGUUUGGGUAAUUAUGGCGAGGAGAAUAUUUGAGUGAGGAGUUAGUGAGGCACAUUCUUUGUUGACAUAUAUGGCGGACAAUGCCUCGUGGUGAAAUGUAAUCAGUGUCUCAAAGCUACCGAGCUGAUGUUGUUGUUGUACAGCUGUCUCCAAAGAUGCUAUUGGAUGAACUAUGAAGUCACUUGUUAUCUUUUGUAACCAGUUAAGUGGAAUAUUUCACAAAUAAGUAUUAUGAUUGUUUUCAAUAAUAGAUUAUAGAAUGUAAAGUGUUGUUGAGUUUUGCGGACAUUUUUAUUCCUGAAGAGAACAUAUGAUGAAAUAUUGAUUCUGAUGCUAGAAAAAUGACAUAAUUGUGAUGCUGAUUGAGAAACUUCCCAUGUUUAAAGGGGGACUUGGUUUGGGCAAAUAAGCAGUCCCAGCUAGUUUCAUUCAAGUGAUUCACACACUACUUUGUGGAUGUCAAUUACAAGUCAGUGAUUAGCCUGAUUAUACUGAGACAGUGUCAGCUUUUAACAAGGAAGUAAUGUUCGACCUGUGCUUAAUCAAUUUAAAAUCAGAUCUUAGUUCUCGCUCCUGCUAAACAAAGAUCUGAGAACACCCCAUUACGGGUCAUGUCAGACCGACCUUUCGCAAACUUUGUCCGACCAAUGGAAUGAGUGACAAGAAGUUGACAUUAGCCAAUCAGAAGGCAGCUUUCUCGUGCUUUACGUCACUAAUUUCAAAUUGGCGACUACGCUUCGAAACAUUUUGACAAAUUCUCGAUUAAAAAUUUGAAUAUUCUGGCAUGGCUAAUUGAUGGACUACAUUGUAUGGAUUCAGUUGCUAAGCCCGUAACUAUCGUUCGGAAUACCUCGGCCGUGUUAAGGUUUUCGAGGUUGCAUGAUUAGAAAUCACAUUCCGACUGUCACUUUCAUGAUCUGGUAAGCGUUGCUCUGAUUGGUCUGAAAGGUAGUUCUGACGAGACCCCUAAUGGGAUGUCCUCAGAUCUUUGUUUAGCGGUAGCGAGAACUAAGAUCUGAUUUAAUGAGAUUGGACCUGUGCUGAAAAUGGGCAAGAGAUCAUGGAGUCGAGUAUCCCUUUAAGUACAGCAUUUAGUGGAGAUUCUACAUACACAUCGACAGCUAGAUGAUGUGAGUUAAAGAGUAGGAAGGUGCAGAGGCUAAUGAUCAUGAUGAUCCCUAUCGAUGCAGCAUAAAUGAUGGCUUAAACCAGAUGUUAUGAUCCCUAUCGAAACAGCAUCACUGAUGGCGUAAACCAGAUGUUAUGAUCCCUAUCCAUGCAGCAUCAUUGAUGGUGUAAACCAGAUGUUGUGAUCCCUAUCGAAACAGCAUCACUGAUGGCUUAAACCAGAUGUUGUGAUCCCUAUCGAUGCAGCAUCAUUCAUGGCUUAAACCAGAUGUUGUGAUCCCUAUCGAUGCAGCAUCAUUGAUGGCGUAAACCAGAUGUUAUGAUCCCUAUCGAAACAGCAUCACUGAUGGCUUAAACCAGAUGUUAUGAUCCCUAUCGAAACAGCAUCACUGAUGGCUUAAACCAGAUGUUAUGAUCCCUAUCGAAACAGCAUCACUGAUGGCUUAAACCAGAUGUUAUGAUCCCUAUCGAAACAGCAUCAUUGAUGGCGUAAACCAGAUGUUAUGAUCCCUAUCGAUGCAGCAUCACUGAUGGCUUAAACCAGAUGUUAUGAUCCCUAUCGAAACAGCAUCAUUGAUGGCGUAAACCAGAUGUUAUGAUCCCUAUCGAUGCAGCAUCAUUGAUGGCAUAAACCAGAUGUUGUGAUCCCUAUCAAUGCAGCAUCAUUGAUGGCGUAAACAAGAUGUUAUGAUCCCUAUCGAUGCAGCAUCAUUGAUGGCUUAAACCAGAUGUUGUGAUCCCUAUCGAUGCAGCAUCAUUGGCGUAAACCAGAUGUUAUGAUCCCUAUCGAUGCAGCAUCAUUGAUGGCGUAAACCAGAUGUUGUGAUCCCUAUCGAUGCAGCAUCAUUGAUGGCUUAAACCAGAUGUUAUGAUCCCUAUCGAUGCAGCAUCAUUGAUGGCUUAAACCAGAUGUUGUGAUCCCUAUCGAUGCAGCGUCAUUGAUGGCGUAAACCAGAUGUUGUGAUUCCUAUUGAUGCAGCAUCAUUGAUGGCGUAAACCAGAUGUUAUGAUCCCUAUCGAUGCAGCAUCAUUGAUGGCUUAAACCAGAUGUUAUGAUCCCUAUCGAUGCAGCAUCACUGAUGGCGUAAACCAGAUGUUAUGAUCCCUAUCGAUGCAGCAUCAUUAAUGGCUUAAACCAGAUGUUGAGCACAAUUGCAUGUCACCUGUCACUCAUCACAUAAUGUUCACAUGGGUUGUUACCAUGGUUACAGUUUGCAACUGACACUGUUACACAGUUGUAUGAUCCCUGUUAUUUGAUUCCAGUUGUCCAUCUCUCCGAGCAAUAACUGUUACUGGCUUCCUCCCAUAAUUUGUACACAAUUACCAGUGUUAACAUUGUACAUCUCCUUGUCUUCAGUCAUCCAUAGGUGGAAUCACCAUGCGCUGUAUUAACACUUCUAUUCAAUUUGCCUUUAGACUGGCACAAGCUGAACAGUCCUUGUCUUGCUUUGUACUUUUGGGGGCACUAAUAUUUCUCAGCUGACAGAGAUAUUGAUAAAAGUGGACGAAUCGUUUAAGCACAAAUGAAAAUAUGAGUUUUUAAAAGAUAAUUAAUGAGUCAUUUAGCAUUUGUUUGCAGGCACUUUGUCUCAAGCUGUGCAUGGCUGAGAUGCUAUAUAGUACUCAGAUAAAAAUAUUUAUUUCUGUGUUGUGAAAUGUUUUUAACUUGAUAGGAAUCACUGACCACAGCUCCUGCUGUUAUUAAGGUGGCAGAUGUUGAUACUGCUGUGCGGAGUUGCAUCCCUUAGCUGCCAGGAUCUGCUGACAUUAAGAUCCGAGUGAAACCUUGUUUUGUCGCUGUGUUGAAGGCUGGUUUAAGCGUAGGUCGUUUUCACAGUUUGUCAAUUUUUCUGGCCAGUCGUUCAUUUCAGGUGACUACUGUCUUGUUUUCUAUAUGAAAUUGAUGUUGACAGGAGGAAGGUGUAAUUUGUUACCUAUAUCUUGUUGACGAGCUGUCACCACCAGCCAUGGCCGGGCCAGGGGCAGGCAGAGGAAUAAAAAUGUUAUGUAUA
Haliotis rufescens (red abalone) is the source of this 7308-nucleotide messenger RNA. Its product is annotated as protein zyg-11 homolog B-like. The transcript has 16 exons. The record is from RefSeq and is a predicted model, not a curated record. Bases 153 to 2378 code for a protein of 741 amino acids. NCBI's taxonomy places the organism in Eukaryota, Metazoa, Mollusca, Gastropoda, Lepetellida, Haliotidae. Gene Ontology annotation, cellular component: Cul2-RING ubiquitin ligase complex.